AUGGACGGAGAUCAAAGACAAGGUUGGCAGACCGAAAACGGUCAAGAUGAGGAGGUGCAUGGUUGGUCAUGGUUGUGGAUGGGCGGAAGCAAGCACCAACGGUUGAUACGCGAUGUUGGGGCCUCCUUCAUCUUCGCGGUCAAGCGACAGCAACGUAUCCGAACCAUCCACGAGAGCAAUCCAUACGACCUGAUCCAAUCUUUUGACCACAUUCCCGAAGAAAACCUUUCCAAAAACGAUCUCCCGCUCCAGGUCCGACUUCCUGUCGAUCGUGAAGCCGGUCGCCUCGAACCCGUUCAGCUGCUGUCAAGUUUGGACUUCCCUUAG
Molecule: messenger RNA, 327 nt
Organism: Fonsecaea erecta
Lineage: Eukaryota; Fungi; Ascomycota; Eurotiomycetes; Chaetothyriales; Herpotrichiellaceae
Exons: 1
Coding region: 1-327 (108 amino acids)
Source: RefSeq, a predicted model, not a curated record